GAAAAAUAUCAAAUCAAAUUCUGAAAGCAGGAGUACUGUAAAGCAGGAAAAUCAAUCUAAGUUUCAGAAUAAACAGAACUUCUAAGGUGAUGGUGAUAAUCGAGGAGCUGGAGGAGAUUGAAUUCAUUACGAACAACGAAGAACUGGAGGAGGAGUACAUGAUGAAUGACGAAGAGAUGGAGGAGAUGGAGUUCAGUAUAAACAAUGAAGAGAUGGAGGAGAUGGAGUUCAAUAUGAACAAUGAAGAGAUGGAGGUGAUGGAGUUCAGUAUGAACAAUGAAGAGAUGGAGGAGACGGAUUCAAACCCUUGUUUCCCAGAAACAACCACAGAAACUCUUGAAGAAACGACACAUGCUGGAGAAUCAGGUGUUCCCACCAGAAACAAAAAAAAUCUCACAAAUGAACAACGUCUAAGUAUUUUCCAUUUCUUAUUGAAAGAGAGUAACAAGGGAAGAGUGCAAAAAGGCUCGGUUCCAAAGGCAGCGCAACUAUUUUCAGUAUCAGAGUCUACAGUAAAACGUAUAUGGAAACGAGGAAAAGAUUGUAAAGCAAAGGAUUUACCUUUUGACGUGUCUUCACGAAAACCAACCAGAGUUGGUCCUAAACCCAGGAAGGUUGAUUUAAGCAAGAUUAUGGAAAUCCCAUUGCGACAACGUACUAGCAUAAGGUCCAUUGUCGAAGCUCUGAAUAUGCCCAAGUCAACUGUACAUAGACACAUCAAGAAAGGAGCGAUUAAAAAACACACAAACGCAAUAAAACCAGCCUUCACUGUGGACACCAAGAAAACACGGUUAGAAUUCUGUUUGGGAAUGCUUGAGCUUAACCCUUACAAGGAUAAUAUAAUGGUCAAGGCCAUGUAUGAUGUUAUACAUAUAGAUGAGAAGUGGUUUUUCAUGACAAAAGCAACAGAGAAUUACUACCUUCAUCCGGAAGAAACCGAACCAUAUCGUACAUGUCAAAGUAAAAGAUACAUUAAAAAGGUGAUGUUUUUGGCAGCAGUAGCUCGUCCUAGGAGGCAGCAAAGCGAACGAGCAAAAAUCGUCCGGCUGGAACACUCGAAGAUAAACCAAUUGAAUCAGCGAACAAAGACGUUACAAGAGCUUGUUUGA
Papaver somniferum (opium poppy) is the source of this 1109-nucleotide messenger RNA. RefSeq lists its product as uncharacterized. The record is from RefSeq and is a predicted model, not a curated record. Lineage: Eukaryota; Viridiplantae; Streptophyta; Magnoliopsida; Ranunculales; Papaveraceae. Gene Ontology annotation, molecular function: nucleic acid binding. Bases 90 to 1109 code for a protein of 339 amino acids. The transcript is spliced from 3 exons.